AUGGCCUACUCAGACCGAAAAAAUAACCCAAUGAAAAGGGUUCUUGCCUCGUCUCGACGUGAGGUCCAGCUUGAUGGGAUCCCAAAAAAAAAGCGGCCUGCAACUGCUCCAGAAGUUUCUCCGGGCCUGCUGGAUUCCCGCCUGAGCCAAGUUCUGAUAUUGACGUCCCGCCCCAACCUGGGCCAGAAGCAGUCCGUGGUGUCACCUGCUGUUUCGUCGGCGUUUUACGCUAGGCCGAAAAGCGGCUUGGAACAACAGUACGAGCGCAAUUUGCAAAGAUUUCUUCCAGUGGAAGAAAAUGCCACAUUCAAGCCUCUUCUGAGCGAAGGAGAGGGCGAGAAUCCAGGCUUAAAGAAGGAAGAGGACGCGGAUAGAGAUGGCGUUGAGGGAAGUGAAAGCAAAGAAUCAGAAAGCGUGGACUGUCCAAACACUGAAUCGGAGCCUGAUCAAACAAACGGGGAUGUGGAGGUUUCUUUAUCCCAGAUAGCCGAUCCAGAAAGCGCGGAGCACAGUGACUUUUGUGUUGGCAUGUCCCUUAAGGUGGCGGAUUUCUUCCUCGAGGCCGCCCACGCUUCUGUUCUUGAAGCAAAUGACCUUCCGGGAGCAAAAUCAUACUUUUCCCAUAUCAAGACGGCAAUUAAAGCGCUCUUGUUUCUUUUGGCCCAGCCAUCGCUAGACCCUGCUUUAGAGCUGGUCGUUUGUAUCCGUUUGGCUCACAUAUUCUUCUCUGAAUCAGAAAACUUGGAAAGCGCAGACAAGUAUGUUCUCCGUGGCAUAUCGUUGGCGGUGCGUCACAACUUGGACCAUAUUCGUGCUUCAGGUGAACUUCUAUACGCCCAGAUCCUCCAGAAAUCAAAUCCUAGGCUUGUGAAUUCAUUUUUGCUUGACAAAAUCUCCUUCUACGGCAAUCUGCCUGUGGCUGACUUAUUCGCGUUGGUUCGAGCUGAUAAUCUCUUAGUUACUGAGGUUCAAACGGCUGCUCUGGCACUUCGGGCUUUGUCUGUGCUGGAAAAUACUACGCCAUUAAUUCGAGCGUUGGCUCUUUUGUCGCAAGUAAGCUUAUGUUUGUACCGCGGUUCUCCUGGAGAAUGUGGCUCUUUGCUCAAGAGUUUUAGACUGGUUACUGAAAAUGUCGACUGUCCUUCGCAAAUGAAAGGAAUGGCUCUUUUACUCGAGCUCGCGUCAAUGGGCCAAUGCAAAGACGGAGAUGUAAAGCAACGCGUUCAAUCAGUGUCAAAAUUUGUGUCUACGGAACGGAAAUCAGACUGGAAAGGCUGGACUGACGAUGGAAGCUUCGAGUUCCAUAUUCCUAUUGCCAAUGGGACAAUUCCUUAUACAGUUCAGUGGAUAAAUUCAGAUGAGUUCACAGUGAUGUUUUAUUUUUUGAGUGGGGUGCUUUUUUUGGAUUCGGGCAGCUACAAAAAGGCCCUGAAGGUGUUUUCUGCAUGCUUGGAUUCUGUAGAUGACCAACUACAAGAACUCACACAAGCGAAACCUAGCAAAAGAGCUUUCUGUAUGAGCCUUUUGACGGAGAAAAUUGUGCGGUUGAACUUUGUUCGCAUAUCUGUGUACUGCUAUAAAGUAUGGCUCAACUUCAUGCAGAAGAAUGAUUUCUCUGGGAUUGAGUUCUUGCAAAACUUCAUUCGGGAUUUUGAUCACGACAACUUCACCACUGAAGAGUUGUGCUACUACAAGCUACUUCUCCCACGCAUGUUAUACUUGGCAGCACUUUAUUACCAAACACACGGUGAUUUGACAGCGGCAAAGUACUAUUUUCUUCGUGUGAAGAAUCUCACUAGCUCGCAUGGUGAUUCGCUGGUGGAAACUUCGUUACUCCAAAAGAAUUUGGGAAUUGGAUGCGAAACCCUCGUCUCUUUGGACUCUGCUAACGAAUAUAAUGUGUGUUCGACGAUCCAUCUAUUGCUCAUUUCCGAAUAUGAAAUGCGCUUACUAUCGCAGGAGAAGACUUCUGAAAAGCUGCAUGCCAAGGCAGCUAGAAUUAGAUCCUUUUUGGGUCUGCUACAUUCAGAUUUAUCUACUGCUAUGACAUCUUCCCUGACCUUUGCAACUUCAAACCCAUUGUAUUUGCUUACUUACAAAUCUGUGCUUUGCAUCUACCAGAAUAAAGGUUUCCCUGUUGGCGACUCCACGCGGAAUACCGAACUUGUUAAAGAUAUAAAGGAGUUAGUUGCGAAAUCCCCACAGAGUGGUUAUCUAGCCACGCUUAUCGCAUACGUUACUUUCCGUCUUUCCACGGACAUUACUGAGCGAAAACGGUUGUUUGCAGAAUGUUACGAAGGCACAGCGGGCAAAGAUGACAACAGCAGAAUAUUACGUCUUUUGCUUGCUCAAGAAGAGCGGAAGAGCAAAAGUGAGCUUGGCGAUCGUGAUCGUAUUGGACGGAUAGACACGAAGAUCGAAAAGCUCAACCAUACUAUAGAUGCCAAGUUUAAGCUCGCGCAAUGGGGAAAUUCGGAGAGCUCGAAAGACGGAGACAAAGAGGGAACGGAGAUACACGGAGUCUAA
Clavispora lusitaniae ATCC 42720 is the source of this 2526-nucleotide messenger RNA. RefSeq lists its product as uncharacterized. Lineage: Eukaryota; Fungi; Ascomycota; Pichiomycetes; Serinales; Metschnikowiaceae. The record is from RefSeq and is a predicted model, not a curated record. Gene Ontology annotation, molecular function: double-stranded DNA binding; protein binding. Gene Ontology annotation, biological process: mitotic sister chromatid cohesion; maintenance of mitotic sister chromatid cohesion. Gene Ontology annotation, cellular component: SMC loading complex; chromatin.